Molecule: messenger RNA, 1668 nt
Organism: Homarus americanus (American lobster)
Lineage: Eukaryota; Metazoa; Arthropoda; Malacostraca; Decapoda; Nephropidae
Product: pollen-specific leucine-rich repeat extensin-like protein 1
Exons: 7
Coding region: 1-1668 (555 amino acids)
Source: RefSeq, a predicted model, not a curated record
AUGUUAGAUGAAGAGACGAACAAGAAUACAGUGAAUGACGCCCUAGAACCACAGGUGAAAGACGCCCCUAAAACAGAACCACAGGUGAAAGACGCCCCUAAAACAGAACCACAGGUGAAAGACGCCCGAGAACCGCAGGUGAAAGACGCCCAUAAAACAGAACCACAGGUGAAAGACGCCCCUAUGAUAGAACCACAGGUGAAAGAUUCCCCUAUAACAGAACCACAGGGUGAAAGACGCCCUAGAACCACAGGUGAAAGACACCUCUAUAACAAAUUACAGGUGAAAGACGCCCUAGAACCACAGCCACAGAUGGUUCCUCAAAAGUUACCAAACCUCAGGGAGUCCAUCACCGCCCCCGUUCUUCACAGCCAGACAAUAGACGACCUCACUAGACCAGCAUCAAGCGGCGAGGAAAACCUUCUUCAGGAAAUGUGCCAACCUUUCACCAUUACCGUCCAGUCUAGCGGACCAACACCCACCUCCGCCCUCCACUUUGAAGGUGUAUUCCAGUUCACACCCAGCAGCUGGACCCCUAAGGUUAAUGGUGCUGUUAGCUUGUGGUUGCUAAGGGUUCCAAGGGCUCAGAUGUUCCAAAGGCUCAGACGUUCCAAAGGCUCAGAUGUUCCAAAGGCUCAGAGGUUCCAAAAGUUCAGAUGUUCUAAAGGCUCAGAGGUCCCAAAUGCUCCGAGGUUCCAAAGGCUCCGAGGUACCAAAGGGCUCAGAGGUUCCAAAUGUUCAAAUGUUCCAAAGGCUAAGGUUCCAAACGUUGAAGUUCCAAAUGCUCAGAUGUUCCAAAGGCUCAGGGAUUCCAAAGGUUCAGAGGUUCCAAAGCCUCAGAGGUUCCAGAUGCUCAGAGAUUCCAAAGGCUCAGAUGUACCAAAGGUUCAGACGUUCCAAAGAUUCAGGGGUUCAAAAGGCUCAGAUGUACCAAGGUUCAGACGUUCCAAAGAUUCAGGGGUUCCAAAGGCUCAGAUGUACCAAAGUUCAAGGUUCCAAAAAUUCAGAGGUUCCAAAGAUUCAGAGGUUCCAAAGAUUCAGAGGUUCCAAAGAUUCAGAUGUUCCAAAGGUUCAGAGAUGCCAAAGUUAACCCUCAAUAUCUGUGGCUCCCAAAGAUCUCCUCAGACCCCUCACAGACCUCCCCAGGCCCCAAAAGACCUCCCCAGACCUCCCCAAAGAUCUCCUCAGACCCCUUACAGACCUCCCCAGGCCCUCCAAAGACCUCCCCAGGCCCCCAAAGACCUCCCCAGACCCCAAAGACCUCCCAGGCCUUCCAAAGACUCCCCAGACCUCUCACAGGCCUCCCUAGACCCCCCACAGACCUCCCCCAGGUCCCCACAGACCUCCCCAGGCCCCCAAAGACCUCCCCAGACCCCCAAAGACCUCCCCAGACCCCCACAGAUCUCCCCUAGACGCCCCAGACCCUCACAGACCUCCCCAGGCCCUCAUAGACCUCCCCAGACACCCCACAGACCUCCCCAGGCCCCACAAAGACCCUCCAGACCCCCCAGGCCCCUCAUAGACCUCCCCAGGCCUCACAGACCUCCAAGCCUCAUAGACCUCCCCAGACCCCCACAGACCUCCCCAGGCCCCACAAAGGCCUCUCCAGACCCCCCAGGCCCUCAUAGACCUCCCCAGGCCCUCAUAGACCUACCCAGAUCCCUCUAG